AUGGGAACAACAGUCCUCCUAGUCAUGGACAUCCAAAACGGCAUCAUCGACCGCCUCGAACCCACAAAAACAAGACCCUACCUCACCCGUCUAGCACCAGUUAUCCAAUCCGCCCGCAACGCAGGCCUCAAAAUCAUCUACAUCACCACAGCCUUCAGACCAGGCUACCCGGAAUUAUCCCCCCGAAACACAAUCACAACCAGAGUAUCCACGAGUGGCGCAUUCACGGAAGGCGACGCAUCAACCGAGAUCCAUCCCGCCGUCGCCCCAGUGCACGGCCGCGACGUGAGCAUCACGAAACGGCGCGUUUCUGCCUUUCAUGGAACGGAUCUUGAUAUCGUAUUGCGCAGCUUUGAUGCAGAGACGUUGGUUCUGACGGGGUUGACGACUAGUGGGGUUGUGCUGUCGACGCUUCGGCAGGCGGCCGAUUUGGAUUAUCGGGUGCUUGUUUUGGACGAUCUUUGUUUGGAUCGGGAGGAGGAGGUGCAUGAGCUGCUUGUUACGAGGGUUUUUUCGAAGCAGGCGAGGAUUAUGGGGUCGAGAGAGUGGGUGGAUUCGUUUAAGGAUGAGUAG
Monascus purpureus is the source of this 573-nucleotide messenger RNA. The record is from the annotation of a GenBank genome assembly. NCBI's taxonomy places the organism in Eukaryota, Fungi, Ascomycota, Eurotiomycetes, Eurotiales, Aspergillaceae.